Molecule: messenger RNA, 840 nt
Organism: Periconia digitata
Lineage: Eukaryota; Fungi; Ascomycota; Dothideomycetes; Pleosporales; Periconiaceae
Source: the annotation of a GenBank genome assembly
UUCAAGAAAAGGUUAUAUAGAUAUCGAUGCCUUCGAAGAGCAUCCGAGAUAUCCUUUCACCAGGUCUUAACCACUUACAGACACUUCAUUGAAGUAAAAAUUGUCAACAUGCUCUUUCAAACCACCGCUGUCACCGCCAUUCUGGCUUCUCUGUGCGCCGCGCAGACACUCAACAUUCCUUCCCGCAGCGGCAACAUUGUAUCCCUUCCUCAGGCUAGCACCAUCUCAGGAAGCAAAGACAUGGGCAACAAGGAGUUUGACAGAGGUCGCGCCUGCAACACAGACGACGAUACCGGUAGUAACAAUGCUGUUUUCAUUCUUGAGAAUGGCGCUACACUGAGCAACGCCAUCAUUGGCGCUAAUCAGCUUGAGGGUGUACAUUGCAAGGGUGCUUGCACCUUGAUCAAUGUCUGGUUCCGAGCUGUCUGCGAAGAUGCGAUUUCCGCUCUCGGUAGUGGAAAUGUCCUCAUUCAGGGUGGCGGCGCUCAGAAUGCAAAGGACAAGGUCGUUCAGCACAACGGCCGCGGAACUGUGACGAUCAAAGACUACACAGUUGUUACCGCAGGCAAAUUGUACCGCUCCUGCGGCAACUGCAGCAACAACGGUGGCCCUCGCAACGUGGUCAUCCAAAAUGUGAAGGCCAAGAGUGUCUCCGAGCUCGCUGGUAUCAACUCCAACUACGGCGAUGUUGCCACCAUCUCCGGAUCUUGUGGAACCAGUGUAAAGAAAGCUUGCCAGGAAUACAAGGGCAUUGAAAAGAAUGGUGGCCAGGAUCCAGUCAAGCUUACGACAACUGCUAACUGCAGAGGAGCUCAGGGACUCUCUCUGCCGUCUUGUUAA